AAAUAAAUCACCAUGGCACGUACCAAGCAAACAGCGCGUAAAUCUACCGGAGGAAAGGCUCCGCGUAAACAGCUGGCCACCAAGGCCGCCCGUAAGAGUGCCCCGUCUACUGGAGGCGUCAAGAAGCCGCAUCGUUACCGUCCUGGUACGGUGGCUCUGCGUGAAAUCCGUCGGUACCAGAAGUCGACGGAGUUGCUGAUCCGUAAGCUGCCGUUCCAGCGCUUGGUGCGUGAAAUCGCCCAAGAUUUCAAGACCGAUUUGCGCUUCCAGUCGGCCGCUAUCGGUGCGCUGCAGGAGGCAAGCGAAGCCUAUUUGGUUGGUCUUUUCGAAGACACCAAUCUCUGCGCCAUCCACGCCAAACGGGUUACCAUCAUGCCCAAGGAUAUCCAGCUGGCGCGUCGUAUCCGAGGCGAACGCGCUUAA
This is a messenger RNA of Anopheles marshallii, 423 nucleotides long. RefSeq names its product histone H3.3A. The coding region runs from base 13 to 423 and encodes 136 amino acids. The transcript has 2 exons. The record is from RefSeq and is a predicted model, not a curated record. Gene Ontology annotation, molecular function: DNA binding; protein heterodimerization activity; structural constituent of chromatin. Gene Ontology annotation, cellular component: nucleosome. Lineage: Eukaryota; Metazoa; Arthropoda; Insecta; Diptera; Culicidae.